AUGCAAGAAGACAAACAGGCGAGUAACCAGACAGUGUCUCUUUCCACUGCAGGUAUGCGAGCCCUAGUGGCCCAGCUCCAGGCGCUCUAUCUCCGAACACCGGUGAAGCUUUUCCGGCCCUCCCGCUUCGAUUACUUGGUCUAUGUGCGUGAGCUCGCAGACAAACACCAUCAGAUCAAGUCCAAGCCAUACAGCUUCCGAACCCAUCUGACUCCAGGCAUGAUUUUCAGUGUAGCACGUACAAACGGCUGGCGAUUCCUCCCAGAUCAGGUUCUUCCGCCUCUUGUGGCCAACUCGGCGACAGGCGUGAUUCUCUAUGCUACGUACUUGACUACCCUUGACAUUCUCUCGCCUGGCAGAGGCGACUACUCGCCGAUUGACACGUGGAAGGCGGGCUUUCUUGCUGGAGCAGCGCAGUCUCUCGCAGCAGCACCUGUUGAUGCCAUUUAUACUCGUCUGUCUACUGCGGAAUUGAUCAGCGGAGAACAUACGAACUUGUGGGUUUACGGCAUUAGGAAGCUUCGCGAAAUAGGCUUGGUGGGGGUAUUUGCUGGCUAUGGUUUUUCGUUUGCCAAAGAGAGUGUGGGCUUUGCAUUUUAUUUCCUGACGUUUGAGCUCAUCAAGACUCGUGGAUAUCGGGCGACGCGGCGGGUCCUCGCAGCAUUUGGUCGGGCCAAAGAUUCCUUCCGGAGGCUCUUCAAUCUACCUUCUCCGGACCCAGCAAUGUCACUUCGAGCGGAACAGCGCCAGGCUAAGUUUCUCAAGUCGACGUUUGUUCUUUUAGCAGGUGCAUCUGCCGCUUUUGCGCUUUUGGCUGUUCAGUAUCCAAUCACAAAAGUGCAGAAGAUUCACUUGGCUCGGCUUGAAGCUCGAGACAUUUACUCAGCCCGCACAGAGACUCGCGCAGUGUACUAUCGAGCUUACUUGGAUACUUAUCACGAGGUUGUUCGCAUGAAAAGAAAGGCACAGACGCCUUGGCUCCAAUUGGCAUAUAAGGGCUUCGUGAGGAAUGCUCUUACAUCAAUUCCCGCAACGUCUGUGGGAUUGUUGGUAUUCGAAAUCAUGCGAACGAGACUAGCAGAGGAGUAG
This is a messenger RNA of Clavispora lusitaniae ATCC 42720, 1089 nucleotides long. RefSeq lists its product as uncharacterized. NCBI's taxonomy places the organism in Eukaryota, Fungi, Ascomycota, Pichiomycetes, Serinales, Metschnikowiaceae. Gene Ontology annotation, biological process: mitochondrial L-ornithine transmembrane transport. The record is from RefSeq and is a predicted model, not a curated record. Gene Ontology annotation, cellular component: mitochondrion. Gene Ontology annotation, molecular function: L-ornithine transmembrane transporter activity.